This is a messenger RNA of Glycine soja, 1001 nucleotides long. Its product is annotated as pathogenesis-related protein 5-like. NCBI's taxonomy places the organism in Eukaryota, Viridiplantae, Streptophyta, Magnoliopsida, Fabales, Fabaceae. The transcript has 2 exons. Gene Ontology annotation, biological process: defense response. Bases 84 to 836 code for a protein of 250 amino acids. The record is from RefSeq and is a predicted model, not a curated record. Gene Ontology annotation, cellular component: extracellular region.
UUCCUCCAAAUACUUAUAAAUUGGCUUCCCUACUUCUCCAUUUUCCAUUCUCAACCUUCUCUACUUGUUUUUCUAUCAAAAUCAUGGCCCUAAUCCCAAACUCAAAAACCUCUGCACUCUUCCACCUGCUCCUCUUUAUAUUAGGCAAUAUAGCAUAUGCCACAGUGUUUACCCUGGAGAAUCAUUGCAGUUACACAGUUUGGCCGGGCACACUUUCCGGCAACGGCGUCGCCACCCUCGGAGACGGCGGUUUUCCCAUGGCGCCGGGUUCAUCGGCCCAGCUCACCGCCCCGUCGGGCUGGUCCGGCCGCUUAUGGGCCCGGACCGGGUGCAGCUUCGACGCUUCCGGCAACGGAAAAUGCUUAACCGGAGACUGCGCCGGAGGAAUGAGGUGCACAGGAGCCGGCGUUCCGCCCGCGACGCUGGCGGAGUUCACCGUCGGAUCCGCCGGCAAAGGCGGCGGCAAGGACUUCUACGACGUGAGCCUGGUGGACGGUUACAACGUGGGCGUGGGCGUGCGGGCUACCGGCGGAACCGGUGACUGCAAGUACGCGGGGUGCUCGGAGGACUUGAACGCGGCGUGUCCAGCGGAGUUGCAGGUGAAAGACGGCGGCGGCGAAGUGGUGGCGUGCAAGAGCGCAUGCGCGGCGUUCAACACGGCGGAGUUUUGCUGCACCGGCGAUCACUCCUCGCCGCAGACGUGUUCGCCGACGCUUUAUUCGAAGAUUUUUAAGAAUGCGUGCCCCGCGGCUUACAGUUACGCUUACGAUGACCCUUCAAGCAUUUGCACUUGUUCUGGAUCUGAUUAUGUUAUCACUUUUUGCCCUUCUCAUUAAUAUCUCCGUGGAAAAAAAAUAUUAGUGGACACACCAAAUUAUACUAUACUAUAGACCAAAAUAAUAAAACUAUGAGUAUGAUCAUAGAUUCUAGAUAACAUAAUGUAAUAAGCAAAGACAGAAUUGCAAUUGAAAUAAUAAGUGUCCGUCAAGAGUUUGGUAAUA